This is a messenger RNA of Nothoprocta perdicaria, 2929 nucleotides long. RefSeq names its product kelch like family member 32 (gene KLHL32). Bases 209 to 2071 code for a protein of 620 amino acids. The transcript has 12 exons. Gene Ontology annotation, molecular function: protein binding. Lineage: Eukaryota; Metazoa; Chordata; Aves; Tinamiformes; Tinamidae. The record is from RefSeq and is a predicted model, not a curated record.
GCUCCCUGCCGGGCCGCGAGCCUUCUUGGAAGGUCCUAGGAAAGCAAAUGCAAUGUUUCUAACCAACUCUGGCCUCAGAGAAAGGUGAAAAACUUCUCCACCUGCAACAUUAACUCUGGCAGACAUUCUGAAUCACCCCAAGCUGAAAUGCCUGCUGCUUUCGUGACAGGAUUAUAAGCUUUGAUACUGAGAAGAGCAAAACUGGAAGAUGCCAUCUGAAAGGUGUCUCAGUGUCCAGGAAAUGCUGACAGGGCAGAGGCUUUGCCAGUCCAGCUCCCACCACGACGCCGUCCUGGCCGCCCUGAACCAGCAGCGCAGCGACGGCGUCCUCUGCGAUGUCACCCUGGUGGCCGAGGAGCAGAAAUUCCACGCACACAAAGCCGUCCUGGCCGCCUGCAGCGACUACUUCCGCGCAAUGUUCAGUCUCUGCAUGGUUGAAAGUGGAGCUGAUGAGGUGAAUUUACAUGGUGUCACAAGCCUGGGUUUAAAACAAGCCCUGGACUUUGCAUAUACUGGCCAGAUCCUCCUGGAGCCAGGGGUGAUACAGGACGUGCUAGCAGCUGGGAGUCACUUGCAGCUGCUGGAGCUCCUCACUUUAUGUUCUCACUAUCUCAUCCAGGAACUAAAUAGUUUCAAUUAUUUGGACCUGUAUAAGCUGGCGGACCUCUUCAACCUCACGUUGCUGGAGAAUGCAGUGGUUGACUUCUUAGUAAAACAUCUGUCUGAGCUAUUGAAGAGUCAUCCUGAGGAGGUGCUGGCCCUCCCAUACUGUCUCCUUCGGGAAGUUUUCAAGAGCGACAGACUCACUUCACUCAGUGAAGAACAAAUCUGGCAGCUCGCAGUGAGGUGGUUGGAGCACAACUGUCGCUUCCAGUACAUGGACGAGCUGCUCCAGUACGUCCGCUUCGGCCUCAUGGACGUGGACACGCUGCACGCCGUGGCCCUCUCCCACCCGCUCGUGCAAGCCAGCGAGACGGCCACGGCGCUCGUCAAGGAGGCCCUGGCCUAUCACCAGAGCCUCUACGCGCAGCCCGUGUGGCAGACGAGGAGGACGAGGCCUCGCUUCCAGUCCGACACCCUCUACAUCAUCGGCGGGAAGAAGCGCGAGGUCUGCAAAGUGCGGGAGCUGCGCUACUUCAACCCGGUGGACCAGGAGAACGUGCACAUCGCCGGCGUGGCCAACUGGAGCGAGCUGGCGCCCAUGCCCGUGGGCAGGAGCCACCACUGCGUGGCUGUGAUGGGCGACUUCCUUUUCGUGGCCGGCGGGGAGGCCGAGCACGGCUCGGGGCGCACGUGCGCCGUGCGGACGGCCUGCCGCUACGACCUGCGCACGGACGCGUGGGCCGACAUCGCCCCCAUGAAGAACUGCCGCGAGCACUUCGUGCUGGGCGCCCUGGGCGACUUCCUCUACGCCGCGGGCGGCAGGAACGAGCUGCGGCAAGUGCUGCCCACCGUGGAGCGCUACUGCCCCAAGAAGAACAAGUGGACCUUUGUACAGCCCUUUGACCGAUCCCUUUCGUGCCACGCGGGAUAUGUGGUGGAUGGUCUGCUUUGGAUAUCAGGAGGAGUAACAAACACCGCGCAGUACCAGAACAGGCUCAUGGUCUAUGAUCCGAAGCAGAACAAGUGGCUGGGCCGCAGCCCGAUGCCGCAGAGACGCGUCUACCACUCGAUGGGCGCCGUGCAGCGCAGGCUCUACGUGCUGGGCGGCAACGACCUCGACUACAACAACGACCGCGUCCUCGUCCGCCACAUCGACGCCUACAACAUCGACACGGACCAGUGGACGCGCUGCAGCUUCAGCAUGUUGACAGGUCAGAAUGAGUCUGGAGUUGCUGUGCACAAUGGCAGAAUAUAUUUAGUCGGUGGCUAUUCGAUUUGGACAAAUGAGCCCUUGGCUUGUAUCCAGGUGCUGGACGCGAGCAAGGAGGGCAAGGAGGAGGUGUUCUACGGGCCCACGCUGCCCUUCGCCUCCAACGGCAUCGCCGCCUGCUUCCUCCCCGCGCCCUGCUUCACGUGCCCCGACCUGCGGACGCUGCAAGUGCCCCACCACCGCAUGGGCACCCUGUGACACGGGGCACGGAUCCAGCUCGGGCCCUGGAAGGGCUCCUCUGCACCGAGGAUGGAAAAGGCCGGACACGUGUGGGCGGCCGCGUCACCCUCGGCACACACUUGUCUUGCAGCCAGAUCCAGUGGGCAGGGGGCUCCGAGACGGGCCUGCGGAUCCUCUCCCCUGCCUCAGGGGUGCGGAACGCGCGCCAGAGCCUCGGCCUCUCUGCUCCUGCCCCCUCGCGCCCUGGCGCCUAUUUAGCUUCCCUACGCAACGUGGCGGGGCUGCGUGGGGCUCGCCAUGGGGCUGCUGCCGCUGUGGGCUGCGCCGGGGCACUGCUGGGAGCCACGUGCAGGCCGUGUCUGUGCAGCCCAAGGUGGAGCCCAACUGGCCCUUACGCAACACGGCACCCGGCGAGAGCAGUAACAAACCCAUGGACUGGUGCUUCCAAGCUAACAGUUUCUCACCUGGUGAUGCUUCAGUGGAUGUUUAAAUACUGCCAAGCAGAUGAAAACAAAAGUACAAGAGCAAACAGAGAAGCCUUACAGUGUGUGAGGAAGGCACCUGGUAACUGGAUAGUCUGGAAGCCAGAGCUGCUGCCGCUUCGUGCUGAGACCCAAGGCUGAGCUGGACGUGUUGGUCCGCGACUCUGAAGAUCAUUUGGGAUGUCAUUUGCCAAGGUCCCCUACCAAAUCAAUGGUACCUUCCGUCAUCUGAUGGACUCUGCCUGGCAGCUGCAGUCUUUUAAUAGUGGAGAACAGCCUCUUUACUCUGUAAUUAAAAUGUGCCAUUUACUUAAUAUUUUUAAUAUCCAUUUUGCAAAGGGUCACCACAUCUACAGUUACAAACAAACAGCCUCAUUUUGUCCAACAUAUGGUC